Messenger RNA from Anopheles moucheti, 3082 nucleotides. RefSeq names its product DNA repair protein complementing XP-C cells homolog. Gene Ontology annotation, cellular component: nucleus; cytoplasm; nucleotide-excision repair factor 2 complex. The transcript is spliced from 3 exons. Lineage: Eukaryota; Metazoa; Arthropoda; Insecta; Diptera; Culicidae. Gene Ontology annotation, molecular function: damaged DNA binding; single-stranded DNA binding. The coding region runs from base 61 to 2841 and encodes 926 amino acids. Gene Ontology annotation, biological process: mismatch repair; nucleotide-excision repair. The record is from RefSeq and is a predicted model, not a curated record.
AUUGACGGUAGUUGUUUACAUCACAAAACAAACGCAAAGCCGGUGACACAAAGUAGUGCCAUGAAUGGUGUCGCGAGAGGAAAGUUGGGGAAACUUUUACUAACGAGAAAGGUUUCUAGUGUAUCUAAACAACAGAAUGUGCCAAAUUCAAGCGAUGGCGGUGCAAAUAGUUUGUCUCCAAACGAACGUAUACCCGAGGCUACCAAACAAGGAGCUACUGCAGAGGAUCACCCCAUGCACGAGCCAGAGCUAUCAGAGAGUGAUUCAGAUACAAGCAGUGUUGGCGAUCAUCUCGUUGAUCCGAGUACCAUAAAUCUGGAUGAAACAUUCUUUACGCAAUCAUUGCAAGGUGAAUUGUCAGGACCCGAUAUGAAAGAUUUUUACAUCAGCAAGGAUGAUGAUGAAGUGUCCGAGCUGUCUGAAUCAGAGGAUGUAAAUGCUAUGACCGUUGAAGAGGAAGAUCAAAUGAACCAAAUAUUAACUCAGGUAUCUGAUUACGACAGGAUGAUAAAGGAAGUUAACGUCUGUAAUCAGUCAUUGGAACGUAGAAGGAAGGAAAUGGAAACGUUCCAGCAGACGCAAAUGGAUGUUCCGUUCCGGCUGACUCAACCAGGGGAAGUUCAAGGGAUUCCGUGUGCAGAAGAUGAUCUCGACUGGGAACAUGUAGCUGAACAGAAUGCUCAAACUGAGCAGGUAAACAACUUCGAGAUCAUCGUCUCUAGCAGCAUGCAAAAGACUAAACGCGUGCUGGAUGUAAACGAAAAGUUAAAACGUUUAGAACAGGAAUUUAAGAGAAAAAUGUUCCUAAACACACACAAAACGCAUCUGCUACUGCUGCUCGCGUAUGGCAUUCGAAUUAACAAAACGGUCAAUCGUGGCAUUAUUCAAUGUGCUUCGGAAUUGUAUGAACUGAUUGGAAGUAGCGAAAUUGCCAUGGGCGAAAGAGUGAGUCGCGAUUUUAUCCAAUCAGUAACCUCACACUAUAAAACUGUGAUGAAGCUUACCAAAAAUGCUCCACGAAACAUCAACCAGCGCGAUGCCUUCGAAUGCCAGCUUGCUGCCCGCGAGGUUACUUCACGGAAAAUGCUCAACGUUAUUCUACUCACUCUGUUGCGUUUUCUGAGCGUUCGCGCAAGACUGGUGAUGAAUCUGGAUGUGGUGCCGAAACAACCUCCUACUGUUAAAUCUGUUCCGAAGGAGAAACGUUCCAGCGCUGGACCGGAAAAUAUCAACGCCAUGCCUCGCUACGGGAAUGUUCCACUUACAACAACAGAAAUACUCAAGCGUAAACCGGAAAUACAGAAAUUGUUUCAACUGUCACAACUCGAUGGUGCCGAUGAGGAAAUAAUAUCGAUCAAGAAACCACGAAUAGAACCUACGAUACCUAAACCCCGGUUGGGGAAAUUACUCUCAUCUUCAAGUGUAUCGAAAGCUCGCACGGAAACUACCACAAGAUCGGCGGAGAAUAUUACAAACGAGGGUCAAAAGGCGUUAAAGCUGACAUCUUCUAAAUACUUCCCGAAAAAGCAUCCAAAGACUCAAAUGAUUAGCGAACGCGAGAAUAUGAAAACGUGCACAGGAAUGCCAAACUUUGCAAAGCUGCGGAAGCAACAUCUUGGAACGGCUGGAAAAGAUGAUCGUACAGCAGAAGCAAUUCCACAAACGUCUUCCAAAUCUUCCAAAUACUUUCGAAAAAAGCCUUCGACACAACAAACUACGGACACGUGUGAUCGUGAAACUACAUCUAAGGAAGUGAGCAAACUGGUCAAACUUCGACAUCAGUCAACAGCAACUGCAAACGAGAGUGUGAAGAAAACGGAACAAAAAUGUCGUAUACCAGAGCUUGAUACUUGGAUUGAAUGUUAUCUUGAAAAAGAACGUCGUUGGACCGUGGUGGAAGCUGGGCUAGGAAGUACCGAUUGUCUGGACCCUGUAAUAGACCGCAUUCUUUCACCGCCGUUGUAUGCCAUUGCCUGGGAAGCGGAUGGAACCAUCGUCGACGUAUCACCGCGCUAUCGAUGGCGCAAUGAACAGCUUGCACUUAAGAACCGGGUCGAAGCGAAAUGGCUCCAAAAAACGCUUGCCCCGUACCGUCCUCGCGUGCUGGAUGAAGCCCAUUUACAGGAGCAGUUUGAAUUUCGACAGCUUAAACUUCGUGCACCAAAACCAACCACUAUUGCACAGUGUAAAAAUCAUCCUUCGUACUGUUUGCAUAGACAUUUGCAAAAAUUUCAAGCAAUCUACCCUCCCGAUGCUCCACCGUUGGGUUUUGUGCAGGGAGAGCCGCUUUAUGCCCGGGAAUGCGUACAUACGUUGCAUUCGCGUGAGGUUUGGCUACGGCAUGCGAAGGUUAUUCGACAUUUCGAGCAAGCGUAUAAAAUUGUACGCACCAAACUGAAGCGUCAGCCGGCCGAUCUGGAAUUAUUCGGCUACUGGCAAACGGAAGAGUACAUCCCGCCGGAACCCGUCAAUGGUAUUGUGCCGCGCAAUGCUUAUGGCAAUAUAGAAAUCUUCAAGGAAUGUAUGCUACCCAAAGGCACGGUGCAUCUGAAGCAUUAUGGAUUGUCGUACAUUUGCCGCAAGCUUGGAAUCGACUAUGCCGUUGCAGUGGUUGGUUUUGGCGUGCACGCUGGUGGUAACCAUCCCAUAUUUGAUGGCAUUGUGAUAUGUGAAGAACAUCGCGAUCGUUUGCUGGAGGCUUGGCAGCGCCAUCAGGACGAAGCGGCACAGAAAAAGAUAGAAAAGAAACAAACUGCAGUGCUAAAAAAUUGGGUGAAGCUAGUGAAAGGAUUGCUAGUGCGAAGAAGAUUGAAACACAAGUAUAAUUUCGAAGGAAUGUAGGAAAUUAUGUUGUUCAAAUGAAAUCCUUGUACGAUGGUAUUGUAAUAUUGUUAGUGAGAUUUAAAAAACAAGAAUGUUUCAUGAUGAUCUUCACCUGAAGGAACCGCGAUGAAUAUUCAGCAUCGACAAUGAAUCUCCAAUCAUGUAAGUAAAAAGACAUUUGAAGAGAAAUUCUUCAAUUGAACAUAUUUAAUCCUCUUGGUUAUUGCAAGUGUACAACCUACAGAUCCUUUUUCUUGAU